Olea europaea var. sylvestris is the source of this 939-nucleotide messenger RNA. Its product is annotated as bark storage protein A-like. The record is from RefSeq and is a predicted model, not a curated record. Bases 87 to 881 code for a protein of 264 amino acids. The transcript is spliced from 5 exons. Gene Ontology annotation, biological process: nucleoside metabolic process. Gene Ontology annotation, molecular function: catalytic activity. Lineage: Eukaryota; Viridiplantae; Streptophyta; Magnoliopsida; Lamiales; Oleaceae.
AUUUAAAGCACGUGCAUGUAUUCACGCAUUCUAUAUAUUCUACAUUUCUUGAGAAGUUUCAGUAGCUUGAGUUUGAAGAAGAAAAGAUGUCUAUAGUUGUGAGAAUUCUGUCGUUGGGAUGGGCUAUGAUGAUGAUUAUGAGUAUCACAAAUGUAGCAGAUGGAGCAAUUCCUAAUGAUUUGCAGGAAAAGAUCUCUAAAAUAAACAAAGACGGUCCUUACUUGGGUAUUGUAGUGCCCAACAGUUUUGAGAUGAACCCUCUUCUCCAGUCUUCAAAUUUUCUUCCUCAUGACACGAUUCCCCACUUGGAUCAUGCAGGAAGAAGGUUUCGAAUUGGAACGCUGGAAAAUCGAAAAGUUGUCGUUGUCAUGUCCGGAGUCAGCAUGCUUAAUUCAGGAGUAGCAACACAGCUGCUGCUAAGUAUGUUCAGGAUCCAAGGAGUACUUCACUUUGGAUUAGCGGGAAGUGCAAAUCAUGAAAGUCAAAUAGGAGAUGUUACAAUCCCAAACUAUUGGGCUCAUACUGGCCUCUGGAAUUGGCAGAGGUUUGGAGAUGGACGUGAUGAUGAACUUGCAUUUGAAUCCGAUGGAGACUACACAAGAAAAUACGGUUAUCUUAGGUUCGCCGAUUAUGAAGUUGGCGAAGUAAGUGUGAAUUCUUCAGACAACCUUCUCAACAGAGUGUGGUAUCAACCGGAAGAGAUAUUUCACGCUGAUGGAAAAUCUGAGAUUAGACAGCAUGCCUUUUGGGUUCCUAUUGCGGAACGCUACUUUUCACUUGCAAAGAAUCUUGAGGAUAUUGUCCUCGAAAGGUGCAAUUCUAUUGUGUGUUUAUUUGGAACCAAACACAUUAACAUUCACGCCUCUUUGCACUCUAACUAAGGUAGUUAGAGUGCGAAGAGGCGUGAAUGUUAAUGUGUUUGUAGACAAUGCUGCCUAU